Asparagus officinalis (garden asparagus) is the source of this 1304-nucleotide messenger RNA. RefSeq lists its product as uncharacterized. Lineage: Eukaryota; Viridiplantae; Streptophyta; Magnoliopsida; Asparagales; Asparagaceae. The coding region runs from base 112 to 1065 and encodes 317 amino acids. The transcript has 2 exons. The record is from RefSeq and is a predicted model, not a curated record.
CCUUCCUUCUCUUUUCCAGCUCCCCCAACUCUCUUCCCCCGAAAAUUUCUUCCCUGAAUGCCCCUAGGGUUUAGUCCUCACAUCACUCCCAAUUCCCGCAAACCCUAAUCAAUGGACAAUCCCAUGAUCGGCUCCCUCCUCUUCCCAAACCCCUCAACCUCAACCCUGAACCUCACCAGCGACGACGACGACCACCACCCUUCCUCCGCCUCCGCCGCCGGCGCCUCCGCCUCCAAAAAGAUCUCAUCGCCAUGGCACCGGAUGAAGUGGACCGACGACGUCGUCCGCCUCCUCAUCAACCUCGUCUCCCUCGUCGGCGACGACGUCUGCCCUAACGACGCCGGCGGCAAGGCCCUCCAGAAGAAGGGCAAGUGGAAGACCGUCUCCAAGCUCAUGCUCGACAAGGGCUUCAACGUCUCGCCGCAGCAAUGCGAGGAUAAGUUCAACGAUCUCAAUAAAAGGUACAAGAGAUUGAAUGAAAUUCUCGGUCGAGGAACCACUUGCCAAGUUGUUGAAAACCCUAACUUGCUCGAUUCAAUGCAUCACGUCUCGGAAAAGGCGAAGGAGGAUGUGAGAAAGAUUCUGAGCUCGAAGCAUUUGUUUUAUAGAGAAAUGUGUGCUUAUCACAAUGGGCAGCGGAUACCUAAUUCAAGGGAGUUGGAGCCAAAGGGAAAUGGGGUUGAGGACGACGAACAUGAUCAUGACUUGAAGGAUUCUGAUGAGGGAGAAGAGGAUGAGGAGGAUGAUGAUGGUGGUUUUGGGAAAUUUGGGAUCGAGAAUUUUGGGAUUGAGAUUGAUGCGUUUUCUCCAGGGCAAAAGAGGGAGUGGCUGAGGAAGAGGGCAUUGCAGUUGAUAGAGGAGAGGGUGGCGAUUGAGGCAGAGGGGUUUGCUUUGGCAAAGAGGAGGGCGAAGUGGGAAAGGUUUAAGAGGAAGAAGGAUUGGGAGAUGGAGAGGGAGAGGAUGGAGAAUGAGAGGCUGAGGAUUGAGAGUGAGAGGAUGGCAUUGGAGGUGAGGAAGAAGGAGAUGGAGUUGGAUAUGAUGGAUGGUGAACAUGGAAGAGCAUAGCAAGAUCUCAAUCCUCCUCUUUCUUAAUGAUUGUUUAGUUUUAGUUCUGAAUUGGUUCUUGUUGUAGAAUUUUGUUGUGCAUAGUUGAGGGAAGUGAGUUGGUGUUGUAGUUUACUGACUUAGUUAUUACCAUGUUAAUGUGGCUGUAAUUUUCUCAAAUAAUAUGGUUUGACCUUGAAAUAGAAUGUGGUUUUAGGGCUUAAACAUUGCAUCUUAUUUAAGAAGGAUAUUGCAGGAGA